UCUCUCGUGCCAACUGUCGACACUUAGCCACCACUAAGCUUAGCUUAGCAAUCUCACCUCACGCAUUCGAAAAGAAAAGGGGAAAAGAAAAAUGAAAAAUAGCACAAGGCCAAAAAUAUCACCUGAUCUGAAACUUGGACACGAAAGAAAGGCUCGUAUGCGCGACUUCUCUCUCUUGCAUUGAUUCAACGUUGUCCAUUCUCCGAAACAUCACAAAGAAACCCAACUGAGAGAGUGAAGAAUAAGAAGAAUAAAAAGAAGAAGAAGGGACGACAACAAUGGGGGGUUUCGCAAUGGGUUCUGCCUUCGAUUCCAAAUCUGGGCAGAUUAUUAUGGCUGCUUUGCUUUUGAUGAUUAUGUCCUUCUAUGCUGGCAACCUUUUUGGCAACAAUGUUCCCCUUUACGUCUCUCAGCUUGUUUCUCAUUCUUCUCCCAACAAUGUCUCCUCCAACGGUGCUACCAAAUUUACUAACAAAGUUGCUCUGACUUACUGGAAAACCCCGCUUGUAAUUCCAGAAACUGGGGUGGAUGUGUGCCCUUUGACAUUCAAUGAGUAUAUUCCUUGCCAUGAUGCUUCCUAUGUGGCAACAUUGGCCCCGACUCUUGAUUUUUCUAGAAAAGAAGAACUGGAGAGACACUGUCCUCCUCUUGAAAAGCGCUUAUUUUGCUUGGUUCCUCCACCGAAGGAUUAUAAAAUACCUAUCAAAUGGCCUCUUAGCAGGGAUUAUGUUUGGCGAAGUAAUGUUAAUCAUACGCAUCUUGCAGAAGUCAAAGGAGGCCAAAAUUGGGUACAUGAGAAGGAUCAGCUCUGGUGGUUUCCUGGUGGUGGUACCCAUUUCAAACAUGGGGCUUCUGAGUACAUAGAGAGGUUAGGACAUAUGAUUACCAAUGAGGCUGCUGGUGAUCUGCGAUCUGCUGGGGUAGUUCAAGUUCUGGAUGUUGGCUGUGGUGUGGCCAGUUUUUCAGCAUAUCUUCUUCCCUUGGGUAUACGAACAAUGUCCUUUGCCCCCAAGGAUGUUCAUGAAAAUCAGAUUCAAUUUGCAUUAGAACGAGGGAUUAGUGCAAUGAUCUCUGCCUUGUCCACAAAACAACUACCGUAUCCUAGUGAGUCAUUUGAAAUGAUUCACUGUUCACGAUGCCGAAUAGACUUUCAUGAAAACGAUGGGAUUUUACUGAAGGAGUUGAAUCGCCUUCUUCGCUUUAAUGGGUACUUUGUUUAUUCAGCCCCCCCUGCUUAUAGAAAAGAUAAAGAUUAUCCUGUCAUUUGGGAUAAGUUGAUGAAUUUGACUACAGCAAUGUGCUGGAGACUUAUUGCUCGACAAGUUCAGACGGCAAUAUGGAUUAAAGAAAAUAACCAGUCAUGCCUUUUGCACAAUGUAGAACAAAAACACAUAAACCUCUGUGAUGCUGCUGAUGAUUUUAAACCUUCAUGGAAUAUCCAACUAAAGAAUUGUGUUCUAGUUAGAAAUUCUAAAACAGAUUCUUACAAGCUUCCUCCUAGUCACGAACGCCAUUCAGUGUUUUCUGAGAACCUUAACACGAUAGGUAUAAAUCGGAAUGAAUUUACUUCAGAUACUGUCUUCUGGCAAGAACAAAUUGGUCAUUACUGGAGACUGAUGAAUAUUGGGGAGACAGAAAUACGCAAUGUGAUGGAUAUGAAUGCCUAUUGUGGUGGAUUUGCUGUUGCGCUCAAUAAGUUUCCUGUUUGGAUAUUGAAUGUAGUUCCUGCAAGCAUGAAGAACACCUUAUCUGGAAUUUAUGCCCGGGGAUUGAUUGGAAUUUAUCAUGAUUGGUGUGAACCAUUUUCAAGUUACCCUCGGACAUAUGAUCUUUUGCAUGCCAACUACCUCUUUUCCCACUACAAAACAAAAGGGGAAGGUUGUUUAUUGGAGGACAUCAUGCUGGAGAUGGAUCGACUUAUACGGCCAUUGGGAUUUAUUAUCAUUAGGGACGAGAAUGAUAUCACCUCAAGAAUCCUAGAGGUAGCCCCAAAAUUCCUAUGGGAUGUGGAAUCACAAAUGUUAGAGAACAAAGAGAAGAAAAUGGAGACUGUUUUAAUUUGUAGAAAAAAGUUUUGGGCUAUCGUCUAAAGUGACUUGACCUAAAAGUUUUCUCCUAGAAAUUGUUUUUAAGCGUACGGGUAAUUUGUAAUGUUAGGUUUUUAUGUAUCCGAUUUGUUCACUGCUCCAACGCUCCACGAUCAUUUUGUGUAGAUGUCCAGUGAGCUCAUUUUGUAUAUGACUUCACUCAGUUCAGCAAUUAUGAUUUAUGAAUAGAAAGUAGGUUCUUCGUUGUCUAUUCUUAUGUGUGCUUGAAUAUUAGAAAUAAAUAUAACAUACAUCUUAGGUUGA
Messenger RNA from Glycine soja, 2351 nucleotides. Its product is annotated as probable methyltransferase PMT6. Gene Ontology annotation, molecular function: methyltransferase activity. Bases 279 to 2090 code for a protein of 603 amino acids. The transcript is spliced from 7 exons. Gene Ontology annotation, cellular component: cytoplasm; endosome; trans-Golgi network. The record is from RefSeq and is a predicted model, not a curated record. Lineage: Eukaryota; Viridiplantae; Streptophyta; Magnoliopsida; Fabales; Fabaceae.